Messenger RNA from Thrips palmi, 1116 nucleotides. RefSeq lists its product as uncharacterized. The transcript is spliced from 5 exons. The record is from RefSeq and is a predicted model, not a curated record. The coding region runs from base 1 to 798 and encodes 265 amino acids. NCBI's taxonomy places the organism in Eukaryota, Metazoa, Arthropoda, Insecta, Thysanoptera, Thripidae.
AUGGGUGUGAAACUCAGCGUGGAGGGCGCCGCGUACGCCCGGGUCGUCCCGCCGGAGAGGUCCUGGGAGUGCCUCCACGGCCUCCACGGCCUCCGCCCGGACGAUGCCGCCGACUGCCCGCCGCCGAGUCCGCGGACGGAGCGAGAGCAGUGCCCCGACGCAAAGCAGGUGCAGCGCUACCGCCACCUGCCGGGGCCGCUGCCGUCGCCGCUGCUCGUGGCCGCGGUGACGGCCGUCGUGGUGCUCGUGUUGUGGCCGUCCUCGGCGUGCGGCAUGCGCGGCCCGCACCACCCGCGCGGGGAGGUCAUCAAGCACCAGCACUACCAGCCGCGGCCCGAGCAGCACACCAAGAUCACCCAGGACGAGAUGCUGCUGCAGGACAAGGAACACAUCCGGGAAGACCUGGGUGACUGGGUGACCGACGAGGCGCUCGACAGCAUGUCGCCGGAGGAGCUGCAGUUCCACUACUUCAAGGCGCACGAUUCGGACCAGAACACGAAACUGGACGGCUUGGAACUACUGCGAGCCAUCAUGCACACAGCCGAGGACCACGACCACGGGGAGCACGAAGACCAAGAAGAAAAUUCGGUCCAGGAGCAGGCCAAGCACCCCACGCCGAUAGAGUACUACAUCGAACUGAUUGACGAGGUGCUGCGCGAAGACGACGCGGACAACGACGGCUACCUCAGCUACGCGGAGUACGUCGCCAACCGCAACCAGAGCAGCAAGAGGCGCGCGGCUGACAUGAUGGAGAAUCCGGCCGCCUUGAAGGCACUGCCAGGACUGCAGACUAAAUAACAAAGCAGGUGUGCGCCAGAGCGUGUCUUGCCGCAACAGGCUUUGCGAUGCUGCGCCAGUUACGACAAUCCACGCUUGGCACACCCAUCUAGCCAGAAGCUAAGCUAUACAUAGAAAACGGGUUCGAUUCGUCCUGGGUUCGAAAAAAGUUUGUGUCAAAGGGGUAGGUCAUUCGUUGUCCUCAAUUCUCAAUUUGUUAACUAGUUCGUAUGUUUCUACGUUUCUGUUUUGCGAUAGAGUGUAAAAAACACUGUGUUAAUGAAAAAAAAGUUUUUUGAAUUGUUUUUAAGAAUUAAAAUAAGUUUUUGUAAACCAUUA